Glossina fuscipes is the source of this 2208-nucleotide messenger RNA. Its product is annotated as alpha-1,6-mannosyl-glycoprotein 2-beta-N-acetylglucosaminyltransferase-like. Gene Ontology annotation, molecular function: alpha-1,6-mannosylglycoprotein 2-beta-N-acetylglucosaminyltransferase activity. The record is from RefSeq and is a predicted model, not a curated record. The transcript is spliced from 4 exons. Gene Ontology annotation, cellular component: Golgi membrane; Golgi stack. NCBI's taxonomy places the organism in Eukaryota, Metazoa, Arthropoda, Insecta, Diptera, Glossinidae. The coding region runs from base 1297 to 2049 and encodes 250 amino acids. Gene Ontology annotation, biological process: protein N-linked glycosylation; oligosaccharide biosynthetic process.
AUUUGUAAAUAUGCUUUACUCAUUUGAUAGAUAUGUUACUAUGCCUAAAUAUUCUUAUGUUUACUGAUCUAAAAGGUCUCAGUGGUUUUUUGGUCUUCUUUGAACUUCUUUUUUUCGCCUGCUCUUUUCCAAUGAUUCCAAACUGUCAUGCGGUCGAUGUUUAGCGCCUCCGCUAUUUCUUGAUAACUUGUGUGUCAGUCUUGCUCCACCAGUUGCGAUAUUUCAUCGACUUUUUCAGUGACUGACCGAUCAGAGUGAGGUGAAUCUUUGAGCUUGAAAUUUCCGGCAUAGAAUUAAGUAAACAUCACUCUUUCCUUCAAAGCGUUCUCACCGUACACUUCACAGAUUUUUCGGCACAUUGUUGCUUUCGUUACCUUUUUUAAGCCUACACAUCUUUUUAUAAUAAAAAGGCAUCACUUAACGUAUUUCUUCCAAUAUUUCACUCAUGUUCAGAUCGAUAUAACUUUCUCCACGAGCAAAGGAUUAGAAAACUAUCUUCACAAAAAACCCAAGCUGAAACUUCACCUUUUAAGCACAUGUUCCUUUGAGACAACCAGAUGAAUGUUGCCCGAUAUGUAGGAAUCAACUACAUCUUGUGGCAAAAACGGCGGGGAUCUUUUAUAUCAUCCAUUAUUUCAAUACGCUUUCAGUGGUCCAAUAUCUAUUCGAAAUGUGUGUUUUAUAGUUCUCUCUUGAGAAUGUAUCAUGCGCACUGAAAUUGGUCAUACCAAAUUUUGUUUAAAAGACAACACAUUUGAAAAAUUCCUCGCGAUUCAAAUCCAGUAAACCUACUGCUACAAACGGAUCUACGAAAUUGAAAACCAGCUGCAAAAUAACAGCUAUAAGCUUGGCGAAUUUCUUGGACUUACUGAUCAGAGGACAUGGAAACAGAGAAUUCGCACAGGGAGAUAACCUUUUUGCAUAUGAAAAAUCCGAAUGCAUUCUUUGUUCCAUGUCGGCGGCGUUUGGUCCCUUAAGAAUUAACACGCCACGAAAGAUGCAUUUGUUUCGCUCAGCUUUCAAGCAAUUGAUUUCCUGGGAAGUUUUCGGUAACCUUGUCGCCCACUAAGCUUCUCGACGACCGUCUAUUACUGUGACAGAAAUUUGUCUUUCACCGAAGUUUCUGGGACUUUCUUUCGUCUCCUCUAUCACCUUUGACGAUUCUGACACACCUUUUCAAAGUUGUAUACGGGGAGAACUCGCUUCAAAAUAAGAGUACAAAUGUUUUUUUUCAUUUCAUCUUAAAAUUUUAACGAACGGUUGGUUCUAACCUCACAUUUUUUUAUUUGCAGUGCAAUGAGAGAUAAGUGUAAUAAGACAGAGUUUCCUUACCACAACAACCAGAGGAGUCGUGCUCAAAUGAAACAUCAUUGGUGGUGGAAAGCAAAUUUUAUUUUCGAUCAAUCAGAGAUUACAAGGUACCAUUCGGGCUUGGUGCUAUUUCUGGAAGAGGAUUAUUAUGUGACCAAAGACUUCCUUUAUAUACUGAAAAUGAUGUAUAAACGUACUAUAGAUUUAUGUCCACAAUGCAAUAUCUACACAUUAGGCCGCCAUGGACAACGUACUCCGUCUCCUAAGAGAUAUGCGCAGGUAAAUGUAAUGCCUUGGACUACUGCAAAUAAUAUGGCGUUUGCUUUUAAUCGGGCCACUUGGAAUAAUAUACGAACAUGCGCAGAACAUUUUUGCUCCUUUGGUGAUUACAAUUAUGACCAGUCGUUAGAGCACAUGUCCAGGGAAUGCCCAGAGGGAGAGUUGAUUAAUUUUUCCGUCAAGCAAACCCGCGUCUUCCACACGGGAGCAUGCAGCACACAUAUGACACCUUGCAAACAGGAAGAAUUGAUGUCACAAGUCCAAAACGCUUUAUAUACCGCUAACAAAUCAAGUGGCAUGUUCCCCAGAAAUCUAAAACUUACUGGUACAACGCUAAAAUACCGUAAAACAUUUUAUAAGCCCCUGCGCGGAUGGGAUACUAAUAGUGAUAAAAAACUUUGCAUGAGCAUGAUCUCAUCGACCAGGAUCAUUUCAGCAAAAAGAGCAAAAGUAAAAUGAGAAAGUUAACGAACACAGAAUUGCGAAAUUUGUGGCUUCUAUAUUAUUAUUAAUAAUUAUUAUAACCUAUUUAUCCUAAUGAAAUAAAUUCUUAGAUUAAAACAAGGUAAGCAUUAGUAGGUAACAACCUAAUCAACCCUUUGGCUACAUAAAUGAUUA